This is a messenger RNA of Paramecium sonneborni, 899 nucleotides long. Lineage: Eukaryota; Ciliophora; Oligohymenophorea; Peniculida; Parameciidae. The record is from the annotation of a GenBank genome assembly.
AUGAUUACUGACUUAAUUGGAAUUAUUGGUGUAGUACUAGAAAUAAUAUCCAAUAUUUAUUCAUUCUUUUUUGCUCGAAUUCUUAUAGGCCUUUGUGUAGGACUAAAUUCUUCGCUAAUUCCAUAAUAUAUUAAAGAGUUUUCACCAAGUAGAUUAUCUGGAUCAUUAGGUGCACUCAACUAAUUAACAAUUAAUAUUGGAAUUUUGAUAGGACUUAUUUCUGCUUUGUAAAUAAUUUUAUAAUUUUUUAGUUUUUAUUAAAAUGAUCCAAAUAGAAAAAAAUCUAAUGAUUAUGUUUUUAGAUUAUUCUUAGAAAUUCCUCUUAUUUUUUGUGUUAUUAGAACUUUAUUAUUGAUAUUUGUGUUUAAAAAUGAACCACCUUCUUAUUAUGUUUAAAAAAAUGAUUUGAAUAAGGUAUAAAAUUAAAUAAUUUAGGCAAAAUAAAUAGUGGAAUAUUAUUAUNAUUUUAUGAUAAGUUUGGAGAUUCAUAUUAUGAAAUAAUUGAUGAAUUGGCACUUCAAGAUAUUUGCGAUAAUAUUAAAAUAAAUAAACCAGUUAAUUAAGAUGAUUUAUUAUUACUUGAAGAAGAAUUGUUAUUCUAAUUACCAAAAUUAUGGAUAUUUUUGAACAAGACUUUCUAUCCUUAUUGUUCAAAUCAUUAAAUUUCUGAAGUAGAAUUGGAAACUUUCAAAUCUAGAGUAAUUGUUAGAGAAGGUACUUUUGUAAAUAGUUUAUAUGAUGAUAAAUUGGAUUUCAUUAUUUUAUUUAAAGAUUAGACCUUCAUUCAGAACGAAAGACUCAAAUAAUUUUUUAAUGAUAAACCUUAUAUCUAAACAACUACAUAUAGUCGAUUGAUGCAAUUGAUUGAAGAAUAACAGUAAACUAUACUACCUUCUUGA